AUGAUAGCCCAAUUGGCAUGGGCUCUACUAUGUCUUGUUGCAGCAUGGAUGCCACUUGUGUGCUUGAGUCUUCUAAAGGGAUGGUCUUGGUCACGGACCUUAUGUUCAUGGCGCCUAACAUUUCCCACUCUUUCCUUCAGCAGCCACAGGCACAGAGAGAUAUCAUCCGAGUCUGUCAGCCGUCCUCGGCUCAUAGCCACCACCUUCAGUGGCCAGUGCUGCACUGACCCACAUCACGAACAAGAAUGUUCUGAAUUGAACGAGGAUGAUGUGAAGGUAUUGGUUUCUCACAUCCACGAGACCGAUGGCGGUCCGCCAUGGAAGCUCAUGAUGGAGCACUCUACCCCUACCUUGACAUACCAAGCUUGGUACAGGGAUCCACCGUUGGGCCCUACGCAGUACCGUACAAGAACCGUAUUCGAAAAUGUAUCACCUGAGUUGCUGAGGAACUUCUUCUGGGAUGAUGAAUUUAGACCCCAGUGGGAUAACACGCUCAUUCACUUCCAAACUCUCAGAGUUUGCCCCAAAAUUGGUUCCAUGACCAUCCACUGGAUUAGAAAGCUGCCAUUGUUCUGCAGUGAUCGAGAAUAUGUCAUAACCCGUCGCAUUUGGGAAUCUGAUUCUGGAUAUUACUGCCUAACAAAGGGAACACCAUAUCCACCCCUACCAAGGUCUAAAAGACCAAGACGGGUAGAUAAUUAUUAUUCGAGUUGGCAUAUAAAAUCAGUGAAGCCUAGGAAUGGAGAGCAGCAUAAAGUGGCAUCAGAAGUGCUUCUGUUUCAUCAUGAAGAUAUAGGGCUCCCGAGGGAGGUUGUGAAGAUGGGUGUUAGGGCAGGAAUGUGGAGCCUGGUAAAGAGACUGCAUCUGGGCCUGCAGACUUACCAAAUGGCAAAGGAAAAUGAUGGGUCUCCUUCGAAUUAUGCACUUAUGGCAAACAUAAACACAAAGAUUAAAAAUUAG
Molecule: messenger RNA, 960 nt
Organism: Prunus armeniaca (apricot)
Lineage: Eukaryota; Viridiplantae; Streptophyta; Magnoliopsida; Rosales; Rosaceae
Source: the annotation of a GenBank genome assembly